UCCGCUCCAUCCCAACACGGAAGCAACAUCGGGGCCGCAACCGCAGAUUUGUGGUUGGUUCGUGUGCUUGUGCAGGGCUGGCGCUCUGUUCGGAAUCCGUCCGAGCAUGGACAGCACGUGUGAGGAGAGGACCGCGAGCGAUGGGAGCGACGAGGCAGAGUCUGACUUCGCAGAAGCCCCGGCCCGGAUCCGGGACACCCCGGAAGACAUUGUGCUGGAAGCACCGGCCAGCGGGUUGGCUUUCCACCCAACCCGCGACGUGCUUGCGGCCGGGGACGUGGAUGGGGACGUGUUCGUCUUUUCCUAUUCUUGCCAAGAGGGAGAAACUAAGGAGCUCUGGUCCUCAGGCCACCACCUCAAGGCUUGCCGAGCUGUGGUCUUUUCUGAAGAUGGACAGAAACUUGUUACUGUUUCUAAGGAUAAAGCCAUCCAUAUCCUAGAUGUGGAGAAGGGCCAAUUAGAAAGACGUGUUUCUAAGGCUCAUGGUGCUCCCAUCAACAGUGUGCUGCUGGUGGAUGAGAAUGUUCUGGCCACUGGGGAUGACACAGGUGGUGUCCGGCUGUGGGACCAGCGGAAGGAGGGCCCCUUAAUGGAUAUGCGGCAGCAUGAGGAGUACAUUGCUGACAUGGCUCUGGACCCAGCCAAGAAGCUGCUGUUGACAGCCAGUGGCGAUGGCUGCCUGGGUGUCUUCAAUAUCAAAAGGCGCAGGUUUGAGCUACUUUCAGAGCCUCAGUCUGGGGACCUGACCUCUGUCACUCUCAUGAAAUGUGGGAAGAAGGUAGCAUGUGGCUCUAGUGAAGGUACUAUCUACCUCUUUAACUGGAAUGGUUUUGGGGCCACAAGUGACAGAUUUGCCCUGAGAGCUGAGUCUAUUGACUGCAUGGUUCCAGUCACUGAGAGUCUACUGUGCACGGGGUCCACUGAUGGCAUCAUCAGGGCUGUGAACAUUCUGCCAAACCGAGUAGUAGGCACUGUAGGCCAGCAUGCUGGGGAGCCGGUGGAGGAGCUGGCUCUUUCCCACUGUGGACGCUUCCUGGCCAGUAGUGGCCAUGACCAGCACCUCAAGUUUUGGAACAUGGCCCAGCUGCGAACUGUGGUGGUGGAUGAUUACCGUCGACGAAAGAAGAAAGGAGGGCCACUGCCUGCUUUGAGCAGCAAAGCCUGGAGCACUGAUGACUUCUUUGCAGGGCUGAGAGAAGAGGACUCUAAGGGUCCAGAAGAAGAGAGUGAGGACAACAGUGACUGAAGGGGCCGGGGAGAUGGCUCAGAAGAAUAAGCGCUUCUGUGGCAAGUGCAAGGGUCUGAGUUCAAUCCCCGGUUCCACAAAAAAAAAAAAAAAAACAAAACACCCAAAAAACAGUGACUGAGGAUGAGGACAAUCUGUUGGAUCAGAAAUUUUCAUUGAGCAUGAGGCUUGCUUCCUAAGACGAACUCUUAGGUCAUGAAAUUUGGUGCACGUGCAUCCAAAGCACAUAGUCACAAGACACAAUUAUAUUAACACUUGUUGUACAGGGGAUCAGAACUCAAGAGUACUUAAAACAGGGAGGUUAUGCCCUGUAGCAGCUAGCUGCUCAAUCUGCCAACGUAAGACAAAUCCUUGAAUAUAUUAAGACAAUGCAGACGUGUGUAUAAACUAGGAGUUUAAUAUAAAUACAACCAGCAUAGAAAAGCUCAAAACCAUAUACAAAA
Messenger RNA from Octodon degus (degu), 1689 nucleotides. It is a transcript of the gene Wdr55, whose product is annotated as WD repeat domain 55. The transcript has 7 exons. NCBI's taxonomy places the organism in Eukaryota, Metazoa, Chordata, Mammalia, Rodentia, Octodontidae. The coding region runs from base 107 to 1246 and encodes 379 amino acids. The record is from RefSeq and is a predicted model, not a curated record. Gene Ontology annotation, molecular function: protein binding.